Molecule: messenger RNA, 2145 nt
Organism: Plasmodium adleri (nom. inval.)
Lineage: Eukaryota; Apicomplexa; Aconoidasida; Haemosporida; Plasmodiidae
Product: conserved Plasmodium protein, unknown function
Exons: 6
Coding region: 1-2145 (714 amino acids)
Source: RefSeq, a predicted model, not a curated record
AUGAGAUCUCUUAAAAAAAAGAAGCAAGAUAUACUAUGGAAUAAAAAAUGGAGAAACCUAAUACAACAGAAGGCUAUUAAAGAAGAAAUGAAUAAACAACUUAAGGCCUCUUUAGAAAAACAGAAACAAGAAGAAGAAGAAAAGGAAUGCACAUUCAAACCUCAGACCUUAUGGAAUCAGAGUUUUAAAAAAACCAUCUCUUUUGUCGAUGAAUUUUUUGUUAAACUUAAACCAUACAUAGAACAACAGCAAGCAUAUCUAAACCAAUUAAAGGAACUGGAAUAUGAUGAUCAAAUGUUCUCACAAAAAAUUAAAGAAGAAUUGAGGGUCAUGUUAUCAAAAGCAGUUGACAAAGAAAUUAUGGAAACGAUAAUAGAAGGAUAUAAAGGUGUACGUACUAGAGGUAUAAACAAAGUAAAAAGAGAAAAACUAGAUAUACUUUCUAAAAUGAUCAAACUAGAAAGAGAAUAUAACUGUUUUAUGGCUAGAGAAAAUGUAGAUAAAAAAGAUUUAGAAGAAUGUGGAUUUGAUUGUGAUUUAGCUGCUAAAUUGAGAAACGAUAUUUUAAAAGAUUCUUUAUGUCCUAAUUCACUUCGAGAUUUUGCUAAAAUUAGACAAGAAAUAAAUCAAGUAUUAGAAGAAGAAUUAAAACUCAGGGAGAGGGAGAGUGAAAGCGCAAUGGUAAGAGAAAACAAACAUGAAAAGGGUAAUGAAAAGGGAUAUAUAAAAAGAUAUGAUGAUGAAUAUGAAGAUAAAUAUGACCAUAAAUGUGAUGGAUAUGAUAUAAACAAAAUAAAUAAUUAUCUAUACAACGAUUCACAUACUUAUAUGACAAAAGAAAAUGUUAUAAAACAAAAUAAAGAAAUUUCAAGAAAUCAUCAUAUAUCUAAGGAUGCGCAAAUAAACAACAUAGACAAGAAUCAUAUAAGUAAUACAAAUAAAGAGAAGGAAAAAUUAAAUGAAAAUAUAAAUAAUGAUAGCAGAAAAGAAAAAAUUAUUAAAGAAAAUAAUCAUAAUAAUCAUAAUAAUAUUAAUAAUAUGAAUAAUAUGAAUAAUAUGAAUAAUAGUAAUAGUAAGAAUAAACUGGAACGUACCCAUAUUGAAAAUAAAGAUUGUAAGAAAAACUCAAAUAUGAUUAAUAUCCAAAAAAAUUAUAACAAUGUUAAUGAGAAUCAAAAUACAUCAACCACAAAUAAUAUUAUAAAAUGUAAUAAGAAUGAAAAUAAAAAAGGAGAAUUUACAAAUCUUUAUAAUAUUGUUAAAAAAGAAUUCGAAAUAAAUGAUAAUUAUAAUGAAGAAAAAAGUAUUCAAAAUAAUCACAAUAAAAAUAUUUAUUUAAAUAAUAAUUAUAUGAAAAUAUUAAAAAAUGAAGAAGCUAAUAAAUAUAUAUCUUCUUUAAAAAAAGAUGUUAAUUCAUUAAAUGUUAUCAUAUUAAAUAAUAAUAAACAUUCCAAUGAAAAAAAUAGAAAUAUAUCUUCUUCUAUUCAUAAUGAAAAUGUUAAUGAAAAUAGCGAAAAUUAUGGACAUGAACAAAAAAAAAAUUAUAAUAAAAAACAUAUAUAUAAUAUUAUUAAUGAAAAAAACAACCUGAACAAUUCAGGUAAUUCUGAACAAAAAAUUAUAUAUACAAAAAAUAAAAAUAUGAUUAAAAAUUUUAAGUAUGAUAAUAUUAACGAAAGAAUGAUUGAAAAAGAUGAUGGUGUAUAUAGUAUGUAUGAAAAUUAUAAAAAUAGCAAUCCAAACAACAGAAUAAUAUAUUCUGAAGUAAAAUUAGAGAAUAAAGAUACUCGUUAUGUAGAUAAAAAUAUAUAUAAUGUAAAAAAUGGAGAUAAAUUUUAUGAUAUAUAUAGGAGAAAUAAUGACAAUGACAGUAUUAAUAAUAAUAAUAAUAAUAUAAAUGAGAAAACAUAUCAUUAUAAUAAUAAGCUUUAUAAUAUUAAGGAUGAUCAUGUCAUUUAUGAUAACAAACAAUUUUAUUAUACAAAGGACAAUUUGAAUUAUACAAAUAAAAAGACACCAUUAAUAAAUACACAAAAUACUAUUGUGAAUGUAAAUAAUAUGAGGAAAGAUUAUAAUGAUAAUAAAAAGGAUUAUAUUAACAAGCCAUUGUUAAAUAAAAUAUUUGAAAAGUUUUCUAUUCAUUAA